GCCAUUUAUUAACUUGGAGGAAUAAUAAGAAGUAUCGGACGCGAAUGCCUAGGUGCUCCGAAUGCUUUGCAACCUUUGCUAUGCUCUCUACCCGAGGUUCUCCCGCUUUUCCGCCGUCCUGACUUAAGUAUUCGCAUGCAGCCGGAUGCCCUCAUCGCCAGUGCUAAAGAUGCGGGUCUGCGCCGAGGAGGAAGCUCUUUUUUUGAGCUCCGAUUUGGAGUGUGACGACAAGAAGGAUCCGGGCGAGAUCUCUGACUCCGAUGUGCCCAUGGAGCAGCGGAGCAGCAGCAAAAAGAAGAAGAGGAAACACAAGCAUCACAAGCACAAGAAGGACAAGCUUGCGGAUAAACUGGAUGGCAAGUCUGAUAAGGACAGGAAGAAGCAUAAGAAGCACAAAAAGUCCAAGAAAAGUAAGAGCGAAGAGAACGGUAAUGGAGCUGUCAUCGACAAGAUUGUUACUCAGAUUGUCCAUGAAAAGGAGAUUAAUGGCAAACUCAACAAUUCGGUAUUGGAAAUCGGAGAGACUGAAGAGAGCGAGGAGGAGAAAAUGGUUGAUUUGGACUCUGAUGAAGUCGACUGUACCAUUAUCGAGGACGACAUUGAUUUAGAAGAGUUAAUGAAACAGAAGGAACGUCUUCAAGCAUGUUUAGUGCAAUAUUUAUCCGAUGACUCUGAAAAGGAUGAAAGAAAUGCAGGCAAGAACAAACAAGGAUUGCCAGAUGUUAUUGUUGUUGAAGACAGUGGAGAUGAGGAUCAGCCUCUGAAGAAACGACGUAUAAGCGCUUUGGAAAGCAGAGAUCACAGAAAAGUGCUUAAAAGUGAUAGACGUGUUGUUGUAGAUAUGAGCAGAGGUGAGAGAAGAAGUCGGGAUGAGCCAGACAGACGAAGGGAUUUGGAAAGAAAACGUGAUGAAAAAACAAGGACUAGUAGAGAUGAGCUGAAGAGAGAUGAUAGGUUAUCUAGUCGUAAUGAUCGGAAAGUUUAUGAAAAAACUAAAGAAGACAUGAGAAAAGAGGAACUUCUUAGGAAAAAAUUGGAAGACGAUCGGCGUAAAGAAGCUUUAAAAAAAGAAGAAUCACGAAGAAGAGAACACGAGAAAAGUAAAGAGGAAGAAAGGAAACGCGACGCGGAGAGAAGCAGCGCAAGUGCUGUGCGAUCAAGUCACGACUCAAAGUCAAAGGACUUGCGACCGUCGAGGCGUGACAGUAGCCGAGACCGGCAUCUUAACCACGAUCCUCGAAGUCGCGAUCGCAGAGACAGUAGGGACCGACAUCGAGAAAGGAGCCGAGACCGCCUGGAUACACGUAGAAAUCACGACAGAAGAGACAGAUCCAGAAGCGGAAGACGGUCUAGAAGUUUAGGAAGGAGCAGAAGGUCGAGGUCACGCAACCGUAGGGAUCGUGAUAGGCAUGGCCGGGAAACUGACCGAGAACGGAAAACCGGGGAUAAAUUCAAGGACUCGUUGUCUGAAGGACUAAAGAUAGACAACUUGGAGAGCUCCAGUGAAAGCGAGAUCGAUAUUGACAUUAAGGAAGAUGAGGACGAAGAAGCAAUCAUCGAACGUCGUCGAAAACAAAGAGAGGAGCUCCUAAAGAGGCUAGGAGCUCCAAAUGAAGACUCAAACUUUUCGUCAGACGUAAACGCCACAAGAUCCCCGCCAUCCGAGAGGCAGGAGUACUUGUCUAACAAGAUGCACUCGAACAGCAAUAACAACAACGAGUCGAAUUCGGAGAGUCAUACGCCACCGCUGCCUGAAAGAAGGAGAAGAUCUAAGGGUGACGAGAAAAGCGGUACCGACAAGCAGGACGAUAAGAAUAACGACAAGAAAGAAGACAAGGCGAAUUCAAAAAAAUCCAACGAGUGGGACAUGUUUGCAGAGGUCGAUACUGUUGGCGAUUUUAACAGCCCCACAGUAGAUGGAGUCAAGCGUCAAGGCGGGCCCGACAACAACCCUAGUUUAACCGAUAACUGGGAUGACGCUGAAGGCUAUUACAGAGUUCGUGUUGGUGAGACUCUAGAUUCAAGAUACCUUGUUUACGGGUAUACAGGACAAGGUGUCUUUAGCAACGUUGUGCGGGCUAGGGACACUGUUCGCGGUAACAUGGAUGUAGCUGUUAAAAUUAUUAGGAACAAUGAAAUAAUGCACAGAACAGGUCUUAAAGAAUUAGAAAUUUUGAGAAAACUAAAUGACGCAGAUGCCGACGAUCGUUUUCAUUGUUUACGAUUAUAUAGGCAUUUCUUUCACAAAAAUCACUUGUGUAUGGUUUUCGAAUCUUUGUCAAUGAAUUUGAGAGAAGUGUUGAAGAAAUAUGGAAAAGAUGUUGGCUUGCAUGUAAAAGCUGUUAGGUCGUACACGCAACAGCUUUUCUUAGCUCUCAAGCUUCUUAAGAGAGCAAACAUCCUGCAUGCAGAUAUCAAACCUGACAACAUUCUAGUCAGUGAGUCUAAAUUGGUACUAAAAUUGUGCGAUUUUGGCUCUGCAUCUUUCGCUCAUGAAAAUGAGAUUACGCCCUAUCUCGUCUCCAGAUUUUAUCGAGCGCCUGAAAUAAUUCUUGGUAUACCUUAUGAUUUUGGAAUCGACAUGUGGUCUGUCGGCUGUACUAUUUAUGAACUUUACACUGGUAAAAUCAUGUUUUCGGGAAAAACUAAUAACCAAAUGUUAAAGUUUUUCAUGGAUUUAAAAGGCAAGAUGCCGAAUAAACUUAUUAGGAAGGGCCAAUUCAAAGAUCGACAUUUUGAUACCAAUUGUAAUUUCCUGUACCACGAAGUUGAUAGAGUUACUGAAAGGGAAAAAGUGGUCCAAAUGUCGACGCUCCCUGCAACUCGCGACCUGGGUGCUGAAUUAGGAGGCCAUGGUUUGCCUGCAGAGCAGGCUCGCAAAGUUGCCCAGCUUAAGGACCUUCUUGAGCGCACGCUCAUGCUGGAUGCCGGAAAGAGGAUAACUGUCAAUCACGCGCUGGCCCACCCUUUUAUACAAGAAAAGAUCUAGGUAACCCAUCGCGUGGCCAAAAUCUGAGAACGUCCUCGUCCGUUCUUGUCAACUCAGAGACAGACAGAAUUUAUGAGAAAAAGAGAUAGAAAAAGAAAUGCAUCAUCGAGUUUGUACAUUUUUAUCGACGUUGCCACUUUCACGUUAGAUACGAAAUCUGCUUUCGUUUUUCUUUGAUAAAGAAGGGACUUUGAGAAUAUAUACUGCCACUUUUGACAGCUUAUUUAAGGAGACAAACACGCGCUAUGAAAUUGCGAGGGCGUUUAUGUUUAUUGUUAUUGAUUUUUUUUCGUGGUACUUGACUGUAAGUCACGCUAUUUUCUAUUUGUACAUAUAGUUUCAGUGACGUAUAAAGUAGAUUUCUUGAUACUGUAAAAUUAUUGUUGAAGUUUUAUGUAAGUAUUUGCAUUUAGAUUAAUAGUCCGGAUUAUAUUCUAUUUGGAUUAAACUGCAUUUUCAAUAUUUUUGGUUGAUGUCAGAUGUGCUUAUAUUUAUGUUGUUACCAAAUACCAACUUAUGCAAUGCUAAAUUUAGCUGUUUUGCAUAGUCAUGUAUUACUACAAUAUUUACUUAUGCAAACUUGCAUGCUAUACAUUACAAAUUAUUCAUCAAUCAGAUUUCGCCCUCGUAACUUCAAAACUGUCUUAGUAAGAUCUGACAGUGGUAUACUAUUAUUUUUUUUGCUCCAUAUUGUUGAAGAAUGUCUUUUGAGACCAUAUUCCUAAACUUUAUAAAACGUUUCUUAUAAAAUUGUACAAUAUAUUUACGAAUUAAACGACGUAUAGAAUUAAUAAACGUUGUAGAUUUCUACAAACGUUGUAAUCAAAACAACGUAAAAGUAUCGACAACGCGAUCGAGACAACUUGUAAGAUAUUUUACGAUAAAUAACUUUUAUGUUGCUUGAAUUCGCGAUUCACUCAAAACACGAAUUAAAUUGACGGCAAGGUUUUUAAGUUUGCAAAAUAUAAAAUUGAGCGACACAGGUUUUUGAUGUACUAAAUGAAUGAGAUUGUAUAGCGAUUAGAAGUGCAAAAUGAACGAUAGAAUAUAAAGUCAUAUGCUUAUUAUUAUUAUUAUAAUUAGAAACAAAAUGGGAAAUACAAUGAACAUAUUAAGUGAAGAAUGAAUCGCUCUGUUACUUCAUGUUAAUUUUAAGAAAUAAAAAAGUGUUUGGAUUGAAUACGUCGGCCUCAAAAGUUUAUCUAUGACUCUGUAUACUUCACGACUUUUGACGCCGAUGACACGGAGCAGAUUUAUUUCUUUUUUUUUACACACGCCUUUUGACUUGCGCGUAUUUUUUUCAAUGUUUUUUUUUUCAAUUUCAAUUAUGUGGUAAUUUUCUCAAUAUCGUCACUUUUUUGUGUUGAAUUUUAAGAACUCAUACAUACGCAAACGAAUGUCACUAUAGAAGAGAUUGUCUCUAUUAAUUUAUUUUUAUGUAAUAAAGUUAAGGUUAUUGACGCACAA
This is a messenger RNA of Nasonia vitripennis (jewel wasp), 4456 nucleotides long. RefSeq names its product serine/threonine-protein kinase prp4 (gene Prp4k). Gene Ontology annotation, biological process: mRNA cis splicing, via spliceosome; peptidyl-threonine phosphorylation; peptidyl-serine phosphorylation. NCBI's taxonomy places the organism in Eukaryota, Metazoa, Arthropoda, Insecta, Hymenoptera, Pteromalidae. The record is from RefSeq and is a predicted model, not a curated record. Gene Ontology annotation, molecular function: protein serine/threonine kinase activity; ATP binding. The coding region runs from base 146 to 2989 and encodes 947 amino acids. The transcript is spliced from 13 exons.